Cricetulus griseus (Chinese hamster) is the source of this 1106-nucleotide messenger RNA. Lineage: Eukaryota; Metazoa; Chordata; Mammalia; Rodentia; Cricetidae. The record is from RefSeq and is a predicted model, not a curated record.
CAGCUGCACUGACCUUUGCCUCCAUCAUACAAGUGGAGGCACCAGGCCGCCUUGCAAAGUUACAGAGCACUGACAGCUUCCAGAACCAUGGGGACCAGCCACCGCAGUCGGUCCUUUCGAGAACCCCGAUCUUGCUAUGGGAAGCUCCAUGAGUCCCAGGAGAGCCGACUCCACCGGGCACUGAGCCUCAGACAGGGCCGUGAGAAGUCCAGGUCGCAGGGCCUUGAUGGCAUGGAAGGACUGGAGGUCUCUGCUCAGGAGCGACUGCCAGGGACCCUGGGAGACACAGAGCAGCUGAUCCAAAGCCAGAGAGAAGGCCGCCAGCGAUGGCUGAGGCAAUACCAACAGCAGGUAAGGAGAAGGUGGAAGAGCUUUGUCGCCAGCUUCCCCAGUGUGACCCUGAAUCGACCAGCCUCCCCAGAGACCUCAUUGAACACCAACAGCUAGAGCGGCUGUGAUUGUCCCUCACUCCACCGGCUGGACUCCUGUGUCUCUCAUCUGCUUCUUCAUGACUUUCCUGUACUCAGAACUGCUCUGGCCUUUGUCAUGUGACCCAAGGAGGCCUCUGUCACUCGGUCAUUCAAGGCCCUUUGUGGCUGUCCUUCUCUGUUCUAGCAGCUAACUCUUAGCAAAGACCUCCAUAGGCCUAAGGAGAAGGCACUUAGCUCUCUGCCUUCUGGACUGACAUGUUUGAAGGUCCUAGAGAACCUACACAGAAAUGAGAGUGUCAUCAACACUCUUGUCCCCAGACAGACCAGCCACCCACUUGUAGGACAGAGUUCAUUGAAGCCAAACAUGGCUGAGAAUUUCUUGAAUAUCGCCUGGUCACAGGACCAAACUCCACCUUGGCCUGCUAGUGACAGGCCAAGACUUGGAUCUCCCUCACAGACAGUGAGCCUUCAAAGGCCAGGACUGAAUCUGGACUGUCCUCACCAUGGGUGCUGAAUUCCCAAGAAGCCCAAACAUGCAUAUUGCUGCCUCGACCUCACUGAAUCCUGAUGAAGGAAGCAGGGAAGCCCUCCCUCCCUGUAUGACAGAGGGAAACAGAGGUCCAGAGAAGGGAAGAGACAGACCUUCCUUCACACACACACACACACACACACACA